GUCGACUUAACACCAGUAUCAUGUGACUUCAACGGGAGACAACACUCGUAUCUUAUUAAGCUUGACGUGCGGGAACCUCGCUUAAGGCGUGUACAUCAAGGGCGUAUUCUUGUCAACCACCCUGUCAACGAGGAAUUUGAGGAGCAGCUGUCAAAGCCAUUUUACUUUCAGCAGGAAGAUCAUGGCACCAUUACUGACAUCCUUUUUGCAAAGAGGUCUGAGUCGCCCGAAAUUGCAGCCUUCAAGAAAGGUAUUGCAGGCGGAUUUCAGCUUAAUCUCAAAGAAGUACAUAGAUCCAACUUUUACGAAGUGCUAGAAAACGAUGAUUCUGGAAUCUUUCGAACAAAGUACAGUGUCAUUUCAGCCAACGAGACACACGCUCAUCUUCAUCGCUCCUGGACGAACCAAGAUUAUCAAACAUUUGCGGACGGUACCCCGGCCAGCGCAGAACACAAGGUGCAGUCUCAACACAACGCGUAUAUUCAUUUGAAAGAAGGAAAGGUAGAAAGAGUUCACCGUACUAAUAGAGCAUUUUUUAGACCCACCAAUGGUCAUCCUAGAGCAGACAAUUUCGAAGGUUUUAAAGGCCAAGAGCAGGACAUUGAAAUGUCCACAAAGGGAUACAGCAGACUAACAUUGAGAUCUUGUCAAGGGCCUGAGCACCACCGUUCCAAACGCUUGGCAUCAGAGGAACAGCAUCUGAAGAUAGCUGGUACUCUCAACAAAGACAAUAUUUUGUUUACAGAUACUGAAAAGAUAAAAUGGUCCAAGAUCGGCCGAGAGAAGAAAACGCCAAGAUCUUUCUAUGAAGUGUUGCGCUGUUUCACCGACAAAAGCAUGAAGGAGCGUCAAAUUGCUGAUUGCUCUAAUGAGAUGCAUCGUAUGGUUCGCGAGGACGGAGAAACUUUCCGAAAACUCAAAAGACUUGUUCGGAAUCGAAGUCACCAAAACAUCACGUCCUGGACAAUAUACAUAGCAGCACUUGCCGGAAGUGGAAACUAUGACGCCCAAAACACUUUAGCGGAAGCGGUUAAGGGAGAUUACCCUCGAACCCUUAGCAAAGAAGAGUACAAAACAUUUCUUAUCGGAAUAUUCUACCUGCCAGAAGGUCCACUUCACUCACAACUUUUCGAUGCCUUGUUUAAUCUUGUAUCACGAGAGGAGAAAGGAGACGAAGUUACAUCUACAGCGAUGCUUGUCCUAGCCGGCCUAGCUGAAAGGGCAAGGAGAUCGGGAUAUAACGAGAGCUUAUGUGAUAGCGUCGCCGAGAUGAUCCACAGUAGGUACAAAAACAGAUCAACACUGUAUCAUCCCGACAGCUUGGACCACGAAAUGCAGCUAAGAGACCACAUCUGGGCCUUUGGAAAUCUCGGUCAUCAUUCCGGACUUCCCGUCAUCUUGAAACAUAUUGACCACGAUAAUUCUGGUAUUCGAUCAGCGGUGAUCUCAGCAAUGCGCAAGCUUCUUCCCGAGCACACGAAUCAACACUUGAUGCAAGCGCUAUACGUAGAUGAACACCCCGACGUAAAAGCUGCAGUUGUUGAUAUUUUGGUUGAGCGUCACCAGAAUUUAAGUGAUUCAGUGGUACAGGGCUUGGAACGUGCUUUAUGGCACGCCAAAGAAAGUGAGACUCUGGAUUCUUCGAUUAUUCAACUGAUCGAAAACCACGGGGAUCACCCCAAAGCAGUCUACUUAAGGAAAAGGCGAGAUGCUAUUCAUCGCGAGAAACGUGCUCUAUUCUCAUUUCUUCGCCCAAGAGAGUUUGCUCUUGGUCCGUCUCAGCGAUGGCAGAAGACUUACGGUGGUAGUUGGGUGGGAGCCGAAUCGGUCAUACAGUUCAUUAAUCAAGUAAAGCUAAGAAUUGGAAUUUUUGGUGGGAAGUUUGAGAUUGAUCUUGACAACCAGGCCUAUAUUCAAGGUCAUAUUCUCAAGUUUGGAUUUGAAGUCGUCAGAGGUAAAGCUGUUUUCAAGGCUUCUGCUAGUUUUAAGAAUGAUUUCCCGAAAGACCUCAUCCACACUAUUGCUGAUGUUGGCGACAAUCUCCUUAGGAAGUUUGAUAGUAUUACGAGCGUAAUUGCUGAACAGAUAAACCAAGUUAUCAGGAAGCUAAAAGGAUAUCUACCUUUGAAUAUUGACAAAUUCCUAGAUUUCAUCAAAAAGCUCGUUCAAUUCCUGCAGAACUUAGUGCAGCCUUUAAAAUCAAUUAAUCUCAUCGGAAAAGUCAUAAACCUUUCCAAAGAUGUAUCAUCGCGCCUCAAGGACUGGAAAUGGCUGACAGAGAUGAUAAAGAAAAUUCAGUAUAGUCGCCGAAGACUGACAGGAGUGGAUGACGUUUUCAAAAACGUCAUUGCGGCUCUAGACAAGAUUCUUGACAUUGUGGGUAGCAUAACUAAGUAUUUGCCCCAUAAUCUACCCGUAGAAUUUAACAUUAUGAAACUUCUGUACAUUCUUCGCUCGGUCUCUGGCGACCUGCAUUUUGACAAAAUGAAAGAAUAUUUCAAUUCUCUAGGGUUUUCCGUUCCCGACGGAUUCCGUUUACAGUUUCCAUUCAAGUUCUCCAUCCGCCUCUUGUUUUCUCUGGAAACAUUUCAGCAAGUACCUAUGAAACUUCUAAGAUUUGCGAACCAUUUUCUGGACGUAUCAUCUUUGCUUGAUAUUCUCCGAAGCAUUAGAUUCCCCAGACUGCACUUACCAGACAUGAACCAACGAUUUCCCUCUUUUAAAGAAAGCGGUUUCAACUUUGGUCUACCUUUCAACUGGCGGAUCAGCCUAAAGUUUAACCUCAAUCUGAAAUCACCAAGCUUUCAGAAAUUCAUUUCUAUUCUUCAGAAACUUGGUGACUUUCUGGAGCAGUUUACACUCCCAGGUUUUGAUCUGGGAACGUUUUUUGAAGAAAUAUUGCCUGGCAAGAUCUUUGAUCUGGGAGCUUUUUACAAAGACCUUUUCGACGGAAGUGCCGACUCAAAUUCUGAAAAUCCGUCUGAUGUUUUACAAGAAUUCUUGGAGAAACUAGUCAGAAUGCUUGAUUUCCAAUCUGGGAAUGUCUUAGCGAUAGGCGAUAUCACGGAUUUCUUCCACGAACUUGGACUGGGGAUAACAGAUUUCGCCGACAAAAACGUUAAGCAUAUUUGUGAAGUUUCUAAAGUGGCGUUUAAUUCAUCCCGAGAAUUUAAGGAGUUUGGAGUUAGUGUUGAGAUGGAGGGAAUGAAAUUGCUUCAAGCGGUGGAGAAUACAACCAAAAAUGCAUUCACAGAACUACUAAACUUUACAGUGCUAUUGGAUUCGUUAACAGACCAAAUCCAGCGUAACGUUACCACGGCUGCCAAAGAAUUCGUUACAGAAUCGCUUCAAGGCCUUACUACAAAACUAAAAUAUAUUCAAAAUCUUAAAGAUGAUUUAGUGGACUUCGCCAACGGGACAGCCUCAAAAGUCAAUGGCGCGUGCACCAAAGCUGCAAUUUUCUCCGCUGACGUAAUAGACAAAGUUCAAGAGAACGCUCGUGAAGCACUCCUAGAGCUGGGAUCGUUCACUGGGCCAGUAGCGACUAAGAUAAAAACGGUUGGAAGAGACUUGAAAUACGCUGUUUCUAACGUGGAGAAGUGGUAUGAAGAGAACAUGGCAGCUCGUGUCGGGAAGAUUUCUCGCGUUGCUCAGAUAGUGUCAGAUUUUCUUUCAGUUCUAAAUUCAAAGAAGGGGUUUCUCAAAUCCGUUCGUGAAAUAGCUGUUCAAAUCAACGAGGCCCUAAGGCGUCUCCAAAAUCUUCCAGAGUACGCAAAUAAAGCAAGGAAAACAGUGGAUGAUGUACUUAACUUUGCGGACAGAGCUCAAAACUACAAAAAAGAGAUCCAGAAGCUUGAUAUCAGAAAACAGUUUGGACUUGCCUUUGAUCAGCGAAUACAAGAUGUCUGUAACGAGUUUAAGACCAUCACUGCAGAGACGCUCGACAAGUUUGGAAACUAUGACAUUGUCAAAGAAGUUGAGACGUUUUUCAAAAAAGAGGUCGAUAAGCUCGUCCGUAAAGCUGUGUCAAAGUUCAGCAGAAUUAAGGAACCUAUUAAUGAGAUGCAAGAAGAGUUGAGAAAUAUCAAGGCCAUGGUGCGUGAAGUGAUGGGUAUCCUGAUAGAGUUUAAGCCCUUCACCAACAGUUUUUUGCCUAUUCUUGAGACGGUAGGAAAAUUACCCGAAUGCAAGAAGAUCAAGAAAAUACUCGUAGAGAGUACUGAAGCUUGCGUCCACAAAGCCUUUGAGGUUGGUCGAUACGUCAUCUAUCAGUAUAACGACUUAAAAAAAGAAGUGAAAGUUCUAUAUGACAUGGUUCCGGCUACAUGGAAGAACUUCAAAAUACAGAAGUGUAUCAAGGGUGGAGCUUGCAUUUCCAAAGCUUUUAUCGAUCAAGCUAAAACCAUUAAAGAUAAGGUGGAUGUGCUUAAGGAUAAAUUCAAAAAAGCGAGCGGAUACUCUGACACACUGGAGACUUGCAAGAGAGGGGUUGAUAACAUUACAGCUGUUAUAGACACAGUGCAGCUACUGGUGGAGCAAGUUCAAAAUCUCUCUGUGAAAGACGACUUACAAAGAGUAAAGUCGAUUCUCCUAAAGCUCACCGGCCGAAACCCUGAAGGUAACGGGGAAAGUGUCGUUCAUAGGCGGUCUAUAACAUACGUAAAGGAGCGAAUCGAAAGAAUUGUUGACUAUGUACAGAUGACCAAGGCAGUUCAGAGGAAACUGGAAGAAUUUCUUAAAAACGCAUUCCAAGCGAUGCGAAAUGUCUACGAUGAUGCUGUUCUAGAACACAUUAAAGCGGUUAGAGAUGUGCGAUCCAAACUGCAACUAUCAUACGAGUUCUGGAAAAAGACAAACAACGCCAACAACGUCCUUCAAGCAUUAGAUACUGCUACCCAAGGUGCCAUGCAAUAUGCUGAGAACUCAGAAGGCGUAAAAAAUUUAAUUUCUGGCCCAAUCAUCUACCUCUUAUCUGAAACUGAAGAACUUGAUAAUGUCGUCAAACCCUAUCUUGACAAGUAUGCCCCUAAAUUCACUAAUACCGUAACAGUGGUCAACAGCUUUUUGGACAAAGUUACCGAUUUUCUGAACAAGCUUCAGCUGAGACAGAGAGGACUGGACCUAAGGGCCUAUAAACCGUGGAAUCAAAUACCAUAUUGCUCAGAGGAAGUCUGUGUUCGAUCAAUUAAACGAUCGUCUUCACUUUAUUUGGAGACCAUUUUCACUUGGAAGUUCCCGCACCUGGAUGAUCUUUCUUCCAUGGAAAAGAGUGGGCGAUGGCUUACGCCCGGUCUGUUUGAUGACUAUAAAGUAGAGGGUAUUUCAAGGCUUUCCAAUAGCGAGGUUAUGUUGGGUAUGCACGGAGUCUCAAGUAACAAAGGGAAAGCAUCGCUUUUGGUGGUAACAGGUUUCGGUAGGGGAGUAAAAAAGAUCAUUCAACUCAGAAAUAAAGGUAAUCCUCUAGCUGUGAAAAUAGGGGGAGUAGCCGUUUCCCGAGAUUACAUCUGGAUUAGUGAUAGGACCUCAAAAAAAAUCCAUCAAGUAAAAAAAUCUAGUGUGACAAGAUCCUUCUCGUCAAAAAAGCCAUCUUGGAUUGAAGUGGCAAAAACUCUUUCGGUUGAAGGCACAGCAACGUCUGUGUCCCAUGACGAACUGACCAAUGUCUUGUGGGUAACAGACAGCAAGGGUGAAAAGGCUUAUGGCUAUAAGCUGCUUAGUGAUGGGGAUCUGUUUUCUCCUGGCUUAACACCCGACAGGGUAAUCGUCAUUGGGGCCAACGCACAGGGCAUGGCUAUCGUCAGACAGUUCAGUACCGAAUAUGUCUGUAUCUCUAAAUGUGCGAUGAUUUCUGGGUUUCAAUGCAAGCUUGAAUUCCAUGACAUCAGUGGUGGUGAUGAGAUCGGGAAAAAGAAACCCUCUAGAGUCAUUAGAACCCCUUCGGGCUUACAGUCGGUCACCAGUGUAGACAAAGAGGUAAUUGCAGUGGCGUUCUCAAGCGGUACCUACGCUGAGAAAGAAAAUGUGGAGCUAAUAGGUGGUGACUUUGAAGAACGAUACUUUUACCUUAGGCUACCAAUUUUAAAGACGACUUUUGGAAUCCAUGAAAACUGCCUAUUUUUCUCAGUCAUGAAAGAUUACAUCAUACGACCCAGGAAAUUGAUUCCUAUCGGAGAUAUGGUUUGCGGAACUACACGAAAACGGAGCACUUCGCAAGAGUUGUUAGAAUCUGAUGUUUAUUCUGAGAAACUAGAAGAAAUUCACUUGAGAAACAGAAGGAUUCGUAGGCAAGCCUCAGAUCCUGGAUCGUGUUCGAUUUUGUUUCGUGGGAACGCUCUGAGGGGAUAUCAGCAAUUCCUCCCUGAAUAUUCCCAAACCAUCAUUGUGUUUGGUAUACCGGUACGACUGUUUGCUGGUGCUGGUGGUUAUUAUAGCGUGGACUAUCAAGGACAAGUCUGUUUUAAGGACAAGGUUUUUCGACUUGGUCUCAUUCCCGGAGCUUGGGUCUCUGUAUACGCUGGUGCCGCUUUAUCAGCCUUUGUGGUAGAAGCUGGAAUUACAAUUGAGGCAAGGAUUUUGGAGACUUAUCUUAUACCAGAUCUGUCAAUCAGGAUUGACAAGUGGCCACUGAAAGCGUGCAUGGAAUUAAAGAUGCGAAUGACACCUCUACGCAUUAGAGUUUCGCUUUGGUAUAGACUCCGUCUCUGCUUUCGAGUGAAAUGUUGGUUAAUUGGCUGUCGUGUAAAUGAUGGAUGGUGUGGGAGAAACACUAUCUGGGAGUGGUGGUGGUCAGCCAAAACGAUCGACAGGACGCUCUUUACAAAUUGCCGGCAAGACAUAGACAAAACACCUCCUAUUGCUGGGACAUGUACUGCAAGGCAAGCUGCCGACAAAAAAUAUUUUGUCCAGUGGCAUGGAUUCCACGAAGAUACUGAAAUAAAAAACUACCAUGUUAGAAUAGGAUCCAUUCAGGGUUCUGGCGACGACUACUCCGCGUGGGUGGGAACAUCGUUAAGCGUAGUUGUCGACGAUCUUCCAAUAAUGCAUGGACGAGAUGUGUAUGUCAGCCUACUGGCAACAAAUGACAUGGGUCGUGAUAGUAAGUUAGUUAACUGCCCAAAAUUUACAGCUCGUCGUAAGGGUCCUCAGAUUCGUUAUGUCUACGAUGGUGUCAAUGAACAUCAAGACUUGGAUUAUCAGUCAGAUUCAUUCGCUCUAGGUAUGAAUUUUGCGAUCAAGAGCGACAUUGACGACAUUGCCUACUUGAGAUGGGGAGUAUCGUCUUCUUCCAGCUGUACCUUAAAUGAAGCUGAAGCAGAUGUCUUUCCCUUGACUCCUCUCGGCGAUUCAACUACAAUCCAGACUUCCAACCUAGAUUUACAUCACGGAAGAAAAUAUUUUACUCGAAUAUAUGCCAUGGACUCUAUUGGCUUAAAGGUGGUUAUGUGCAGCAAUGGUAUCGUAAUUGACAGAACACCACCUUUGCCUGGACAUUUCCAAGAUGGUGCUGGUGAGAGUGAUGCGAUGUUUAUCCCAUCACUGAGGCGCAUCCGUGGUAAGUUCGAUCCUUUCAAAGAUCUCGAGAGCCCUAUGGUGAGAUAUGAUUGGAAAAUUUCGAGAAACAACACCAAUGAAGAUGUUACAUCUUUUGUAGAGAUUGCAUUCACCCAACAGACACCCUUAAUGGAUGGCCUUUCUCUUGAAGCUGGCUUUCCUUAUAAGCUGGUACUCCGUGGAACCAAUGCGGCCGGACUUCAAACAAUUAUUACUUCAAAUGGUUUUGUGCCAGAUAAUACGCCACCGCACUGUGCAAAUAAAGCUAUUGAUGUCACGGACGAUGAAGAUAUUUUUGAUGUGGAUUUUGUUGGAAAACUAAGUGGCAUUCAAGCGAAAUGGAAAUGCCUAGACCAGGAAAGUGGCAUUCGUACACAACUGGUGGGUGUUGGAACUUAUCCAGGAGGGGAUGACGUGAGAUCAUUUGAAGAUGUCACCUUUGUUACCCACAAAGUUUUCCAAGACGGUAUGGUUUUUGCGAGUUUUUCCGAUGUCAGUAUUCUUCCUCGAGUAAGAUACCAUACCACCAUAAAGAUCAUAAAUGGAGCUAACCUCAAGAAAACUAUUACUUCUGAUGGCAUUAUCAUCGACAAUACACCGCCGACUGUCGCUUCACAAUAUAUAAAAGAUGGCGUAGAGGGGAAGGAUAAGAACUACACCAGCGAAAGAUUAACCUUUAGCGCACACUGGGAACAAGCAUUCGCAGAGUCAGAAAGUGGCAUAGUAGAGUACUCCGUAGCUUUAGGAACUGACCCUGGACUCGACGACAUUCAGAAUUUUAAAACGGUUGGCUCACAAACAGAAGUAACUUUCUCAGGUCUUUUGCUGAGCAGUGGUCAACGUUAUUUUGUAACCGUUGUUGGUUGCAACGGGAUCGCUAUGUGUAUUAAUGGCAGUAGUAACGGGGCCAUUGUAGACUUUGUUCCUCCACACACCGGAAAAGUCAUCACUGGAUUAACUGGUCCUCCACUUUUGUACCAGUGGGUGACUAAAUCAGUAUGGGCGAGAUGGAAUUGGUGUGUAGCCGAGGAGAAGAGAGCAUCUGGACCACUCGAUUCUAAUCAGUGCAGAAACGACAGCUUUUAUGAUGUGCAUAGUGGUGUUGCAGGGUUUGGUAUCUCAGUAGCUUCUCUGAGGAAUGAUGACGUAUUAGCGGCAUUUAAAAAGGCGGGACGUGUGAGGUCUACUGGGCGUAACAUUGACCUCGAAGAUGGAGUGUACUCACUAGUAAUCGAGGCGAAAGAUAAAGCAGGUGUUGUUGCUCGUGGUUUGUCAAACACGUUCAUUGUUGAUAGUAGUCCCCCUCUAGUUACGAAUGUUCAGCACGGACAUUUCGGCGAAACACUGUCAGCUGUCAACAAGUUGCGUAUUACUUUCAGAGCCUACGUUGAAAUUGAAGAUGAUUUAUCACAAGUCAAAACGUACAAAGUGGGAGUGGGAAGUUAUCCUGGGGCUGAUGAUGUCCUGAAAUUUGAGUCGAUUUCAUUAAGUACACCAGUGUCUUCGCUGCGAGCCAACUGGACAGCGUCAAACGUAUUAUCCGUGGAAAACAACCGACGCUAUUUCAUUACCAUUUGGGCAAUCAACAGCGCUGGGCUGUUUAGGAUCAAAUCAUCGCCCCCUCUGCUCUCUGACCACGACACCCCAAGGAGUGGAAUCGUCUUAGACGGAUGGGGUUCAGCAGAUGCCCAGUAUCAAAGCUACUCAACGCUAUUCCGCGCCCAUUGGUAUGGCUUUACUGAUUUCUCUGGUGUCAAAACAGUACUAUUAGGUUUAUCGAGCAAGCCAGACUCAGUCAGCUGCGAUGUUCAAAAGGAAGAAAUUGUUCCAUCUAAUAGAAAUUAUUAUCUGUUAUUCGGGCUGAAUUUAACUUCUGGUCAAAAAUACUACGCAUGCCUCAAGAUGAUAGACAGGGCCGGGAAUCAAGCGGUUUUCCAUUCAAAUGGAGUGAUCGUGGAUGGUACCCCUCCCCUACCAGGCUCUGUGACCGAUGGAAAACCUGGGAAGGAAAUUGACGCGCAAGUCGAGAGCUCAUUUCUUCAAGCUUCAUGGUUUAACUUUACUGAACAUGAAACAAAAAUAUUAACAUAUCAUCUGGCAUUUGGCACGUCUCCCGGAGCCCAAGAUGCCCAACCGUUCAUAGAUGUAGGGCUUAUAAACACAGCUUCAAGCUCUAGAUUACAAGUUGCUCAGCUGACGAGUGGCAUGCGUUAUUAUGCUACAGUUAUUGCAUUCAAUUUACUUGGCAUGCCUAGCGCUUUGGUUUCCUCCAAGGGAGUUUUGGUAGAUUUCACUCCUCCAGUUUUCUCAAAGCCUCUUAGCGAUGGUGACCGUCUAAAUGAAGACCUUAGUUCAACCACUGGAGGUUCUUUGGCUGCCACAUGGACCUGUAAUGAUCCAGAAACAUCCUUAGCAUCUAUACAGAUUGCUUUCGGCUCACAGCCUGGAGAAGUCGAUGUCAUGAAGUUUACAAGUAUGACGAUUUAUAAAACAUCGUUCAAAGUAGAACGCCAUCUUCAACUGGGAUAUCGCUACUUUGCAACAGUAAAGUGCACAAACAAUGUGGGUCUUAAAGCAACUGCCGUUUCAAACGGCAUUGUCUUCGAUGACACUCAACCAGAUUUAAUCUACAUAUACGAUGGAAAAUACCAGGUCUCAUUAAGAAACUUGACAGUAAAAUUCAAAUUUGUUGACGCAGAGAGUGGUGUCAAAGAAUAUAAAGUGAUAGUCUGGAUAAGAAUUUAUUUGGGCUCAGCCAAGGCCAUUUAAGGUUUUUUAAGUUUCAACAGCAGUGUUACAACCGCGAAUUUGAUAUUGGAUAAAGAACUUGAAAGUGGAGGAAGAUAUUUCGUUAACGUGACAGCUGUGAACGGUGUUGGGUUCGAAACCACUGUGACAUCAGAAGGAGUUAUCGUAGAUAACUCACCUCCAGUAUGCCUGCAGGUAUGGGAUGGUAGAGAUGAUGCCCGACAGGACUUGCAAUAUGCUUCGAGUUCAAGCAAACUUCGCCUUUCGUGGGUGUGCGUCGAUAAAGAAUCUCCGAUAUUUCAUUAUCGUUUCUCAGUUAAAAACUUGCGUACAGAGGAAAACAUUAUUCCUUUUCAUGCUGUAAGGACACCCCUAAACUCUACAGGGUCUGCAAUUAUUACAGGCGGAGGGCAAAUAGCAUCUAAGUACGAAGAAGGAGAAAUUUACGCUGUCGGAAUCGAGGUUAUUAAUGCUGUUGGCCUGUCUUCAGUAAAUUGGACGGAUGGUGUUAUGAUUGAUAGCUCCCCACCAAGAGUGAAUAACUUACAAUUAGCAUACGACCCAAACAAAAAUUCUUUAGAGGCUUCAUGGACUGUAAAGGAUGAGCAAAGUGGAAUAGAGUCUGUCGCCUGGGGCCUGGGAACUAAUCCAGAGUAUAAUGACGGCAUAAACCUUACCAUACUAUCAAGUUUCCAGACAAGUAUUUCGAUUUCUGACAUUCCUUUGUUACUCGGUCGGACGUACUUUUUAAGUCUCUUUGUUUUAAAUAAAGCCGGUCUACAUAGUACGUCAGUAUCGCGUGGCGUUGUAGUCGACCCAACUGCGCCGAACCCUGGUGUUGUGAUUGCUCAGUAUGGUUUUCCAAGUGACUUUAAUCAGGAAACAAAUGAGGUACCAGCAUCAUUCAUAAUGGUCACUUGGACAGGAUUCACAGAUCCUGAAAGUGGUAUUAGACAGACUAGCUGGGCCGUUGGUGAAGAUCUUCUAGCGCUGAAAUCAAAUAGCGGUGAUUUGUACACUGAGGUCAAUGCAGACGACUCAGUGGGCGGAGUGGUGAUAAAUAAUCAAACUCUUGUAGGAAAUAGAACUUAUUUCGGUUGGAUUCGAGCCAGGAAUGGCGCUGGACUUCAAAGAACUGAGUGCUCCUCUGGAUUGUUUAUCAUACUCGGUAAGUUUACUGCUGGGUUAGUGAUCGAUGGCCCAGUGAUUGGUGCGAAGGAUGUUGACUUCCAACUGGACGAUAAGGUAAUCUGGACGCACUGGAGUGGCUUCAAGGAUCCUGUAUUUGGCAUCCACAGGUACGACUGGUGUAUAAGGGAUCAACCACCCGACCUUUCCAAAUCUGACUUAUGUAAGUGGCCGUUCAUCGAGGUGUAUGAUCUUAAAACGUCUACAAACCGCUUUCACAAUCUGACACUCGAGCACGGCAAAAAAUACUACGUCACAGUGAGAGCUGAGAAUAGCAGAGGAGAACGUGUCAGUGCUUCUUCGGAUGGUGUUAUCGUUGAUCGAACGCCCCCAAUCGGAAAAUCACUCCAAAUCUCUCCCACAACCGGAAAAGGAACUUUGUACGUAAACACACCCUCUGCACCUGUCGCCACGUGGUACAUGGACGAUCUUGAAAGUAGUAUAAGCCAUUUUCUUGUGGGCGUUGGUAGUUUCCAAUUCCAGGACGAUUUGCUUGGGUUUCAGCGUGUACACAGUCUUACUCGUUCCAUCGACUUGGACCUACUUAAUUUUACCCUCUACCAAGGAAUGGUCUUUCACUUAACUGUAAUUGGAGUCAACAUGCUUGGCCUGAAAACCACCCUGACUUCACAACAAUUAGUUGUGGACUGGACACCACCAGAAUCUGGUGUUGUUAUGGAUGGGAACCUGACCUCCACGGAUAGACAAGAAUUGCUCGAUACAGAUUAUCAAAACGAGAAGGAGACGCUGUCUGCUCACUGGGAGGGAUUUCAAGAUGCUGAGAGCAGUGUUAUUGAAUACAAGUGGUGUGUUGGAACGAUGCAGGGCGUCUGUGACUUGCACAGCCUGACGUCUUCGAAUCUCCAAACAAGUGUGCACCUUUCCAUGAUCCUAAAGGAUGGCCAGCGGUACUUCUUUACAGUGGAAGCUUUAAAUGGUGCUGGUUUAAAACAAACGGCCUACUCUGAUGGUGUAACACUGGACGCCAGUCCACCAAACGUAGCGGACGUUUAAGUUGUCUCCUCAUCUGUUAAUUUGUGUAGUGAUCAUGAUGAUUCUUUGUGCGAUAUUAAGCAACAUGGCAAUCUUUUCUUAUCGUUUUCCUGGGAAGCACCUUCCGAUGAGGAGAGUGGCAUUUGUUCUGUUGAGUGGUGUGCUAGCUCAAAAGCGGAAUCGUGUGAUAUAGUCUCGUGGUCAGUUGUAGAUAAAAGUAUAACGUCGAUUGAGCACCCUCUUCCUCGGCCACUUGCACCAGGAACUGUAGCAUUUAUUAGACUACGGGCUACAAAUUGCGCAGGAAUGGUAACCACCGCCAUCUCCAAACCGCUGCUUAUUGAUGGUACCAAGCCAACUGUCGGUGCCGUCAUAGUUGGAAACACAGUGAAAACUAAGUAUCUGCGGAAAGAUGACCCAAUAACGGCUGAAUGGAGUGGAUUUAUUGAUGUGGAUAGUGGAUUAAGUCAUUUCGAGUGGGCUUUAUGUCACGCGGGCACUACAAAAGACUGCAUCAUUCCGUUUGUUGAUGUUGGACUUAAAACUAGCAUAAAGAAUUCUGCCCUUGACAUCAAACCUGGAGUUUCCUAUGUUGUCGUGCUCCGAGCUCACAACAAAGUUGGAUUGUACAGUGAAGCUGUGUCUAAUCAGUUCAUAUUCGAAAUCACGGCACCGAUUGCAGGUACUGUAUACGAUGGCUCGAGCGGGGGAAACGACGCAGCACUGCAGAUAUCAGACAGUGAUGUCUCUGCUACCUGGUCGCCGUUUACCGAUCCCAACAGCAGAAUAGUCGAGUAUGAAAUGUGUGUGGGAACAGCACAAGAGAAAUGCGAUGUGAGUGCCUUUGUCAGUGUUGGAAUUUCCCGCAAAGGAGUAAUCACAGGUUUAAGUUUGAAUCACACAGGAAAGUACUUUGUCACUGUAAGAGCAACGAAUGAAGCUGGCUACAGCGUCGUCGCAGCUUCUAAUGGUGUUGAAGUCGAUACUACCCCCCCUGUUGCCGGCGAAAUAAGAGAUGGACAAACACUUGAGGACAUUGAUUUCCAAGCGGGCGGUGAGUUCAUUUAUGCCAACUGGGACGAGUUCCAGGAUUUGGAGUCUAAGAUAACCAGAUAAAUAUGGUGUGCUGGAACAAGAAAGGGAAGCUGUGAUAUCAUUCCUGUAACGGAUGUGGGUGACAGCACAAGCGUUGGUCAGCAGAUUUACCCAUGCUUGGGGACCGAAAUUGGCGUGUUUAUAACAGUUGGCGCUUACAACGGCGCGGGAGCAGUUACAAGGGUAACUUCAAACGGUUUUGAAGUGGACGGUACUCCACCUGUCAUCUCAAAGGUGGUUGACCUACAGGGAGGACCUCCUUUUGUCGACAAAGAUUACAUCAGCGCGAUAGACGCUUAUUGUGUCAGAUGGGAAACAGAGGAUGCUAAAAGUCCUGUUUUAAAAAGUGAAGUCUCCAUUUGUUCCGCCAUCGACUUAAACAACUGUUUGCUAAAUAAUAUGGAUGUUGAAAACCGCACAGAAAUUUGCUUUGCCGAUUUAGAGUUACAAGAGGGGGCCAAGUAUGUAACAACGAUUCGUUCAACGAACACAGUUGGCAGAGCGAGCGAAUUGUCAUCAGAUGGCUUCGUGGUAGACUCGACUCCCCCAUUAGUGGGUGACAUCAUGCACAUCGAGAAUCCACCGGUGGGCGAAUCCCAAGAGGUGUUCACCAACUCGGAAAUAUCUGUAAAGUGGAGUGGAUUCUCAGACAUGGAAAGUGAGGUAGAGAAAUACUUUGUUUGUGUUGGCACAAAGCCUGGGGAAUGUAAUAUAACGAGCCUUACUGACCUAGGAAACGCUACUACCUACAUUUUGCAAGACCAGGGACUUGCUCAAGGAGAAACGUAUUUUGUCUCUAUCAAGGCCAAGAACAUAGCUGGCCUUGUCAGCGACUUUGUGUCGUCCAGUGGAGUUACUGUUGACAUGACAGGUCCCACAUCUGAAGGACAAAUUUUAGAUGGAGAAAAAGAAGAUGAAGACAUUGACUUUCAAAAAAGAAGGACGUUCCUAACAGCUCACUGGAAUGAAUUCGAAGACCUCGAAAGUGACCUCAUAAGUCUCAGUUGGUGUGCUGGCUUGUCACCAGGCUCAUGCAAUCUCGUUCAAAAAACCGAACUUACCCCAUCGAGUACGUCCACACGUAAGGUUCUCAACAAACCCCUAAAGAACGGUGAGCGAUACUAUGUCACAGUAAACGCAGUAAACGGGGCAGGCGUUCAAACCACAUACACGUCAGAUGGAGUAACAGUUGAGGAGACUCCGCCAACAUCCGGGAUUGUGAUCUAUGGAGAGGGCAGGGACAGCAGAUAUGUAAAUGGCGAGCAAGAUAUUCAUGCACAUUGGAUUAACUUUGAAGACUUGGAGUCUGGUAUCGAUUCUUAUGAAAUAGCUUUGUGUGACGCACGGAACGUGUCAUUCUGCCCACAAUCUUUCACUGGUGUGGGGAAGGCUACAAAUGUUUCAAUAACGGGAUUAGACCUUGAAAGUGGCGGUCAGUACUUCGUCAUCGUUAGGGCCAUCAACUUCGCCGGUCUUCAUGCUCAAGCUUCCUCCGAUAGAUUCACGGUUGAUUUUACCUCUCCCUUAGCAGGCGAAGCACGAAUAGGAACCGCACUCGAGCCAACCAAAUACCAGUCAGAUUUGACGAAUUUGAUUGUCAGGUGGGAUAAUUUUUCUGACCCUGAAAGUAGGAUUUCUCAAUAUAAAGUCUGUGUUACGACUAUGCCUGGAAAUUGUACAGUCACCAAAUACAUCGAGGUGGGAAUGGAUGUCAAUUUCACAUUUCAUGAUUUACAUCUACUUCAUGGCGAAUUAUAUUAUGUUGUUGUUAAAGGAACAAACCCUAUCGGAAUGUCUUCGGAGACAACAACAAACCCAAUAUUGAUCGAUUCAACGCCACCAGUUUUGAAAUACCCCGACACCGUUAUAAUCAACACCACUGGAGAAAAUCCUACCGAAGACAUUUCUGUUCAUGAAGGGCUUCAAGGUAGCGAUCAUGUACGAUUCAAGUGCUCUGAAGAAUUACUGACGGCUGACUGGGAUGAAUUUGAAGAUCCAGAGAGCCAAUUAGAGCGGUAUGACUGGUGUGUCGGAACAUCUCAAGCCCGGUGUGAUGUAUUAGCUUUGAGAUCGGUAGAAAAAAGGAGCCAUGGAGCAGAUAUAACAAGAAGAAUACCUUCAGGGACGAUCCUUUUUACUACAGUAUAUGCCAUAAAUGGCGUAGGAUUGAAAGUUCGUUUGGUAUCUGAACAAUGCGAGGUCAUAUCCGUUGCACCUAAGGCUGUAGAAGUUAUCGAUAUUCCCACUUCGAACAGAACCACUCUUUCUGACAUUGACUGGAAAUCUAUGGCACAAAGUUUGUCACUCAGAUGGGAGAUAUUUGGAGGAUAUGUUGGAGAUAUUUCACGUUUUCAUAUUCAGGUAGCUAUCACACAGCCUUCCUCGAACCUGUCUUUACCACAGAUUGACUCGGAGAAGUCUUGGCGUAGGGAACCGCUUGUACACGAUUUCAUGGACGUUUUGGCAUCGGAAAAAAAUGUGACUCUUCAGGGUGUGGCUUUGGAGCCAUGGGAACGUUAUCGAGAAGUUGUAAGGAUCUGGAACGAAGGAGGUAUUUACAGUGAUUCUGCGAGUGAUGGACUGAGAAUCGAGCCCGCUGCUCCUCCAGAGCGUGGAUUAUUCAUCUUAGAUAAAGCCGCCGAACAAGAGCCCCUACGUUGGCUACCAGGUAUAAGAUUGCCACCGGUUAAUGACAGUGCAUUAGACUCGGAGAUAAAAUAUAUUUCAUCCCCUGGGGAGGUUGAAUUGAUUGUGAGAAGCGGCUUGAAUGACUCUAGCGACAGAACAGCUUUUAUUUUGGAUCACAAUCUUUUCAGUCCGACCAAGGAAUUUAAAAUUACUGUCGAAAGAGUUACGUCUGACGCGAACGAAACCAACACAACUGAGAAUUUCCGCGUAAUGAAAGUCUACCCGGGUUUCGCCGAUCCCGAUGGUCCAUGUUGUGCUAGGCGACCACUUAAUCCGCAAUCUGUCUUCAGUGACACGCACUUCAAAACAACUAUGCCCUCCCAGCAUUUCGGUCUGUCUAUCGUGAGGCUACUAAACGAUCAUUUUGCUGUUGGUUCUUCAAACAAGGCGUUUAUUCUACCCCUUCGAAACAGAGCUGCGAGCCACAUCACAUUGCCAGAUGACAUAACAAGCCCCAAGGAAACGCCCAUCCUGGUGUCAUCACACGGGAGUAGGUCUGUUUUCUUGGCCAGUGGAAUAGCUUAUGUUUAUCGAAGUGAAGUCAGUGACGUAGGCAAUCUUGAAUUAAAGAGGAUUGCUAUUCUGGGAAAUUGCAAGAGUGUAUCAACAGUACUUUGUGCUGCCAACAACACGUGGACCGAUAAUGUGAAGCAUGUCAUGGCCAUUAAUCAAAAUACUGUCGCUAUAACGGGAAUCAACUCAACGACGAACAGCAGUGUUGUGGCCCUAUUCCAAGAACGGAAUGGAAUGUGGAAGCUGGCACAAGUUUUGGGAAAAGAAAACAGUCAUAAUAAUUUCGGACAUUCAUUGUCUUUGAACAAGCGUUUCUUAGCAGUAGCAACAGGAGAGGGGAUGAACUCUAACAUCUCGGUGUACUCUAUUGAAACGUUUACAUUGCUCAUGACAAUUGGCAUUUCUGAGCACGAAAAAAUUACAAGUCCCUUUUCACUUUAUCUUACGGAGUCUGACGCACUAAUAAUGGUAUCUGAGAAAUCCAAGUCAGUCGAUGUUUUACAGCUUAACAUUAUUUCAAGUUCCUACAAAGAUGUGUGCGACUUUCAGGUUGCCUACAACGAGCAUCUUAGUGGACACCUCGAUGUCGUUGCCCGAGAUGGAGGUUACAUCAUCGCAUUGGGUAUGCUGACAUCAGAGGGCCGUGACGGUGUGCGACUGCUAGGUUUUCAUGGGAUCUUUACGGACAAUAAACUUACAAAAUGCGCAAAUCUAGGACGUGUGAUCGCACGAGAAAGUGGAUUAAGAGUGGAUAAUGGAAUUCCUCGUACCACCGUGUCCUUUAUCAACGAUACCGUUUUGUUUGGUGCUCCAGAUGUUGUCGCAUGGCCAGGACAGGGUGAAGAUUCAGGUACUGGAAGGAUUUAUAUAGCAACCUAUUGCCCUAUUGAUCAUGUUCGAGUUAGGGUAUCCCAUAUAAAGGACAUUGGGUCGGUACGUUGCACACCUUGCGAGGCUGGUCGGAAGUCAUUUGGCGGGUUUGCAGAAAUGUGCUCGGAGUGUGAAGGAAUGUCAUGCUCAACUCCCCAAAGCGACAAUCCUUUCAGUUUUAAAUCAAAGAUUUGUGACGCAGUUUCAUGUCACUCUCAAUCGAUUUUGAAUGUAUCGACAAACGGCUUGAACUUCUCCUUCGCGAACGGAUCAUUUUUUGUUCCUGGCCCGGAGAAUCUGUACACUGUGCAGUUGCUUGAAACAACACGAGCCAAUCUUUCAACAAGUUCCCUCUCAGAGUCAUUCGUGAUCGAUCCGACUUCCCCUGAUCCUGGACUUGUUUAUGAUGGACUUGGGAGCGAUCCAAGCACGAACUGCUCGGACAAUUCGACUUUCGGCGAAGACAGUCAGUGCUCUACUCGUGACUUUAAGGAAACGGAUGUGGACUAUACCUAUAAUACGCGAGAGGUACACGCCAGAUGGCUUGACUUCCUUGAUGAAGAAAGCGACAUUGUAGAGUACUUCUGGUGUGUAGGCACUAAGCCUAUGACAGACGACAUUAGAGGAUGUGAAAGUACUGGAUUGAAGCCAAACGGAAGUCAUUACGGUCUCAACUUUGGGCAAGGUGACACUUACUACGUGACAGUUAUAGCCUGCAAUGGAGCUCGCAGAUGUUCCGCUGCUCAUAGUGAUGGCGUCACCAUUGAUACCACACCACCUGUGAUGAAAUAUGUCAGGGAUGGAAUUAUGGGACCUGAUAUGGAUUUUCAGGUCUUCGUUGAUAUCAUCUUUGCUUAUUUCUCCGCGAGUGACCCUGACAGUAAUGUGACAUCAUACGAGAUUGCUUGGGGAACUGCACCUGGUUUAACGGAUGUCAAGGAGUUCGAGGAAGUUACAAACACCACAAUAUGGCUGGCUAAAUUCAAAGACAACGCCCUUGGCGUAGACAACAGAUACUAUGCCACUGUUCGUGCUACAAACGGAGCUGGCCUGCUUUCGGAAGAGCUGUCAUCCAACGGAAUAGUAGUCGGCAAGUCGGAAUUUGUUUUUGAUAACGCAACUAGUGCUGAGUUUUUCUUUGAUACGGUGAACGUUAAAGAAGACGGGACGCGUAAGGAUGGAGGAGUUGGAAAGACAUACGGGACAUUGACUGUACCUGAAGGUGCUGUCGAGGAACAAGUGAAGUUGAGAUCGUACAGUUUGGAUGACAAAACAAUGGAUACAAACAAGACCGAGGAGGGUCCCGUCAGUAACCCUACUUACACCAGACCUAAGCAAUUCAUGCUCGGGAAUUACAGUUUUGUCAUCAAGGCGUUAGACCCACAGAACAACACAGUGAAAGAAGGCUUCCAGUUUGCUAAACCAAUCACAAUUGCUAUGUUCUACGACGUUGAUAACCUGGUGAAAGCCAACAGUGAGCAUGUCAAUAACGAACUUACCAAAGAAGAUAUAGACCCUGUGUUGUAUCUGUGGGAUUCGAAGAAUGCAAGCUGGUUUGAUGCCGCGCUCACGUGCCCUGAGCCCUGGAGUCACGUGAACAAGUCAAUCAAUCUGUUAACUGUGAAAGUCUGUCACCUGACUCAGUUUUCAUUCCUUUGGUCAUUCUACGCUCAAAAUGGUUUGGUUCUCUUCGACAAAAACAAUUCAAUGUACAACGGAGAUGGAGUGGUAGAAGUUACCCGUUCCAGACGCGUCACAAAACUAGAAUUUCAAUUGCGAAGAGCGAAAGGUUCCCAGGGUGACAUAACAGUACAAUGGUCUCUGUACCAAAAUGAUUCAUCAGACAGUAUGGAGCUCCUGUGGCCGAAGUCUGGACAAGUGUCUUUUACAGAUGGACAGUGGAACCACUCGUUUAUCAUCAAUGUCGACAAUAACGAGGAAGAAGUACAGCAGAGUGUGGUCUGGGUCCAACUGGACGAGACCACAGGCGGUGCUGUCCUUGCAUCCCGUGAUAAAACUUCUGCAAAGAUUUUAAUCAGUGGAAAUGAAGAGCAGACUGGGACCUGGCGGUGGAUUGUGACCGGCGUCUUUUGCGGGGUGCUUUUGAUUUUUGUUGGUGUUUUUGUGUAUAGCCUACGCAAAAGGAAACAAGAAUCCCAGAGGACUAAUCAUAGCAGAACUGAGAUUGAGCUUCCCUCCUGUGGUUCAAUGCAAAGAGAACGAGGCUUGGCUGGUGAACAGAUGUAUUCUAACGAUGUUGAUCCACUAGAACCGGACCCGCAAACUGUUUCAGAAAUGUAUGAUAGCGAUAUCGGGAAACCGCCUGUCUCUCCCAAAAGAACACACCGGGCUGUGUCUCCUCUGUUGUGUGCCCCUGUCAUGCGUCUUGCGUGGCACCUGGAACAGACUAGUGCCCAGGAACAGGGCAAUCUUAACACGUGUGGAAAGUCGGUACCUCAUAAAGGAAGCGAUAGCAAGCUGCAAUCAACUUUUGGAAAGAAGAAAAGGAAUAAAACCAGAUUGACAAAACGCAGCAGCACGACCUCAAAAGACAAGUACUGUGAUGGCCAUGAACUAGUCCUCACCCCGGUUAGCGGCGAUGAUGAAAUGGAAUCAUCGUCUUCGUCAUUGAAAUUGGUGGACAUGGGGCUAACCAACCCCCUCUAUGAGAGUGUGCUGAAUUAUUCAGAAGUCUCUGAUGCUGACUCGGUACGACGUGAGGAGAAAAGCAACUCUAAAUCCGAGGAAAGGAAAAAGAUUUACAUGAGGACUGAACGAAGCAGAACUGAGAUUGAGCUUCCCCAGUUGGCUGGUAAAAAGAUGUAUUCUAGCGAUGUUCAUCCACCAGAGCCGGACCCGGAAACUGUUUCAGAAAUGUAUGGUGGUGAUUUGAGGAGACCGUCUGUCUCUCCCAAUAAAACACACAGGGCCGUGUCUCCUCUGUCGUGUACCUCUGAGACGCGUCUUGCGUGGCACCCGCAACAGACUAGUGCCCAGGAACAGGGAAAGCUUAGCACAAGUGGAGAGUCGGUACCUCGUGAAGGAAGCGAUAGCAAGCUGCGAUCAACUUUUGGAAAGGAGAAAAAACGCCGCAGCACGACCUCAAAAGACAAGUACUAUGAUGGCCAUGAGCUAGUCCUCACCCCGGUUAGCGGCGAUGAUGAAAUGGAAUCAUCGUCUUCGUCAUUGAAAUUGGUGGACAUGAGGCUAACCAACCCCCUCUAUGAGAGUGUGCUGAAUUGUUCUCCAGAAGUCUCUGAUGCUGACUCGCUACGACGUGAGGAGAAAGGCAACUCUAAAUUCGAGGAAAGGAAAAAGAUUUACAUGAGAACGACGAAGGGAAAUCGAGUUGACACCCAGGAUGGGUAUGCAUUCAAGUGAAAUCAUCCUUCGAUUAGAAGACUCAACACUAACAAAAUUGAUGCAGUGGAGUUAAUGAUGAGAUGAAAGGAAGUAAACGAAAUGGAGGACAAUACAAAACUACAUCACACUGAAAUGUAGCACUUUGUAAACUAGACAUACUUCUUCUUAAAUCGCUUCCUAUGAUUUUUCAUUUGGGAAGUUCUUUUAAUAUGUUUGACUUUCAUUAGCUAAGGUCGUAAGCAAGCGGAGUGUAUGUUAUUUGGCGCUGGACCCAGGCUAGCACUUUCUACUUCUCUCUCUGUAGUUAUUGACGGAAAAUCACUUAAUCGCGCUUCUGAGUAUAAGUAUAUUGGAGUUGUUCUCGAUGCGUCGCUUAUGUGGAAUGUGCACGUUGAGUACUUGAUCGUUAAGGUUAAGAAGAGAUUAGGAAAAACAUAAAUAUGUACACAGCAGGUACUGUUGACACGUCGUUUGUCCUGCCUAUUCUGGCUUGAUUUCUGCGACACUGAGUGGAGCUGCUGUGGGAGUGUUACCGCUGAUAAGUCGAAGAAGUGUAGAGGCGCGCUGCUCGUAUUGUUAUGCGUCUGGGGAACAGCGAAAAUGCGCCAAAUGUUUUAGGUUAGGUAACUAGAAAAGGCGUGGAAGCCAUGUACGUACUGAGUCUAGUUAAGAAAUGCUUAAAUAACCGUUGUCCAUAGUUCUUUAUGUAUUGCUUUACUUAUAACAAGGAUGUAUUGCCCAGAACAACAAGGAGCAGUGGUAAACUUAGACUCCCGUCCAUAAAGUUAGAAUGUACGAAAAAGGCUUUCUUUAUCGGGGCUGUGUAAUUUUUAAUCAGAUUUAGUUUUUGAGAUUUUUAUGAUUUUUUUUUAAACUUAAUUCUUAAGUCCUUUACAAAACAUUU
Stylophora pistillata is the source of this 21913-nucleotide messenger RNA. RefSeq lists its product as uncharacterized. The record is from RefSeq and is a predicted model, not a curated record. NCBI's taxonomy places the organism in Eukaryota, Metazoa, Cnidaria, Anthozoa, Scleractinia, Pocilloporidae. Gene Ontology annotation, molecular function: protein binding.